This is a messenger RNA of Lytechinus variegatus (green sea urchin), 861 nucleotides long. RefSeq names its product glutathione S-transferase A4-like. Gene Ontology annotation, molecular function: glutathione transferase activity. Gene Ontology annotation, biological process: glutathione metabolic process. Lineage: Eukaryota; Metazoa; Echinodermata; Echinoidea; Temnopleuroida; Toxopneustidae. The transcript is spliced from 6 exons. The coding region runs from base 170 to 856 and encodes 228 amino acids. The record is from RefSeq and is a predicted model, not a curated record.
GGGCUGAAUCCCGGGGUUGAAUAUAUACAGUGCACAUGAACAGGUGACCGUGAAUGCAUCAAGGCACUUGACCCACGUGUAUUCGCAUUCGCACAGAAGGUAGUCAACACCAUUGUCAAGUUCGCAUUCUUCGAGCUCGAUCGUUCUCCUCUGUAAGAGAGAAAGAAAAAUGGCCGCCCAGCAGCAGAAGCCGAGGUUGUAUUACUUUAACGGGAGAGGCAAGGGAGAGAUGACAAGGCUGACCUGUGCUGCUGCAGGUAUAGAGUUCGAUGAAACCAACCUGAGAACAAGAGAGCCAUUCCUCCAGAUGAUAAAAGAUGGCAAGCUGCUUUUCGGGCAACUGCCACUGUUGGAAAUGGACGGUAUGAAACUUGUCGGGAGCGACUCCAUUGUAAGACACUUGGGAAGGAAAGCUAAACUCUACGGCGACAGCGAUGCGGAUAGAGCAAGAAUCGACAUCCUUGUAAUGGGGGGCAAAGACUUUUUCGAUGCUGCCCUUGGGGGUUACCUUUUUUCACCGAACCCAGAAGAAACCAUUGAAACGAAAGUCUUACCGUCGGCCAACAACAAAUACCUCCCAGCCUUCGAAAAGACUCUCGCAGAAAGUAGUUCCGGUUUUCUGGUUGGAUCACGUCUUUCCAUCGCAGACAUCGUUCUGUUCGAUUCCUUGACUCACAUCACCGACUCACCCUACCCAAAACUUUCCUCAGUGCUCCAAGGGUAUCCCAAAUGCGCGGCAUUUGUUAAAUUCAUCGCCGACCAGCCAGGUAUCAAGGAGUACCUCGCAAGCCCAAGAAGAAAUCCUGUGCCCACCGCCGAGUACAUCAACGAUGUCAAGACGACUCUCGGCUGGUGAUUUCU